Centropristis striata (black sea bass) is the source of this 2961-nucleotide messenger RNA. It is a transcript of the gene rbpja, whose product is annotated as recombination signal binding protein for immunoglobulin kappa J region a. Lineage: Eukaryota; Metazoa; Chordata; Actinopteri; Perciformes; Serranidae. Gene Ontology annotation, biological process: regulation of transcription by RNA polymerase II; Notch signaling pathway. Gene Ontology annotation, molecular function: DNA-binding transcription activator activity, RNA polymerase II-specific; RNA polymerase II cis-regulatory region sequence-specific DNA binding. The record is from RefSeq and is a predicted model, not a curated record. The coding region runs from base 32 to 1516 and encodes 494 amino acids. The transcript has 11 exons. Gene Ontology annotation, cellular component: MAML1-RBP-Jkappa- ICN1 complex; nucleus.
UUUUUUUCCAGGGGGGGGAGUUAUUUGGAAGAUGGCGCCCGUUGUUACGGGGAAGUUUGGUGAGCGACCUCAGCGUUUGACAAGGGAGGCAAUGAGGAAUUACUUGAAGGACAAAGACGAUCAAACGGUGCUCAUAUUGCAUGCAAAAGUUGCACAGAAGUCGUAUGGCAAUGAAAAAAGGUUUUUCUGCCCUCCACCAUGUGUGUAUCUGAUGGGCAGUGGCUGGAAGAAGAAGUCAGAGAAUAUGGAGAAAGAGGGUUGUACAGAGCAGGAAGCUCAGCCAUGUGCAUUCAUUGGGAUAGGCAACAGUGAGCAAGAGAUGCAGCAACUCAAUCUGGAGGGGAAGCACUUCUGCACAGCGAAGACACUUUACAUCAGUGACUCAGACAAAAGGAAACACUUCAUGCUGUCUGUGAAGAUGCUGUACGGGAACAGUGCCAACAUUGGCGUCUUCCUCAGCAAGAGGAUCAAGGUCAUCUCCAAACCCUCCAAGAAGAAACAGUCCUUGAAAAAUGCAGAUUUGUGCAUAGCUUCUGGGACGAAGGUGGCGUUAUUUAACCGUCUGCGUUCUCAAACAGUCAGCACCAGGUAUCUCCAUGUAGAGGGGGGAAAUUUUCUUGCCAGUUCCCAACAGUGGGGAGCCUUCUUCAUCCACCUCUUGGAUGAUGAGGAGUCUGAAGGAGAGGAGUUUGCUGUGAGAGAUGGCUACAUUCACUAUGGCCAGACUGUCAAAUUGGUCUGUUCUGUUACUGGCAUGGCCCUGCCCAGACUGGUUAUUCGCAAAGUGGACAAGCAGGCUGCAUUAAUGGAUGCAGAUGACCCCGUGUCCCAGCUUCACAAGUGUGCCUUCUACCUGAAAGAUACAGAGCGAAUGUAUCUCUGUCUCUCACAGGAGAGGAUCAUCCAGUUCCAGGCCACACAGUGCUCCAAAGAGACUAACAAGGAGAUUGUUAACGAUGGGGCUUCCUGGACUAUCAUUAGCACUGACAAGGCAGAGUACACCUUUUAUGAGGGUAUGGGCCCCGUCCCCACACCGGUCACACCUGUCCCUGUGGUGGAAAGUCUGCAGUUAAACGGGGGAGGAGAUGUGGCUAUGUUGGAGCUGACAGGGCAGAACUUCACCCCCAACCUCAGAGUGUGGUUCGGAGAUGUGGAGGCUGACACCAUGUACAGGUGUGGAGAGAGCGUCCUGUGUGUGGUGCCGGACAUUUCUGCCUUCAGGGAGGGCUGGCGCUGGGUGAGACAGCCGGUUCAGGUCCCCGUCACGCUUGUGCGCAAUGAUGGAGUCAUAUACUCCACCGCCCUCACCUUCACCUACACCCCUGAACCGGGGCCCCGACCCCACUGCAGCGCCGCCGGGGCCAUUCUGCGGACACAUAGCACCUCCUCGUCAUCACCUGCAUCUUCAUCUUCCCCUUCAUCCUCGCUGGGCGGGCUCGGGGACGGCCACGGGGCUUACAUUAGCAGUGACUCAGGCAUGUCGUCCGGGGCGUCUACCAUGUCGGUGCUGUCAUAGUAAUUCUUUUUCUGUUUGUUGUUUUUAUACGUGUGCUUUGAGUGAAUGACUGAGAAAAUGUGUGCAUGUACUUGUGAGCCAAAGAGGCUCAUGGACCUGUGAAGAAUUGCACACAGACUCAGAAACUCUUAAUCAGAGAGCAACUGUGAUCAUCGGGAAUGCUAAAGGCUAGGUCAAAGAGAAUUCUUUGGGAGAACUGAACACUCUCUUUGGCUCCCUCUUCUGGUUUGUUGUGGACAUGUCAAAAGCUCCACUUGAAGGACCUCAAUGUUCAAGAUCUUCACCGAAAGGAAGACGACUCCAUCGAACUCUCACAAAGAGAGCAUUUUGUUUUUUAUAUACCUGUGGGUUGGGAAGCUAUUUUCAUUAUGCUCUCUUUCUACUGAGACUAUGUUUUUACUGAAAAGCUUGUUGAUUUGUUGUGUGCAAGGGAAAAAAUGUUGUAAGAGUAACAUAGUUUUUACGGACCAAGGAAUAUUAUUAUAUUAUUUUAUUCAUAUUAUAUUUUAUAAGCUUUUGUUGAGGUACAUUUUUGACAUUUUUGUUGUAUAAAACUGCAUAGUAAGUUCACUUAUGUUACCAAAUAGAUUUUUUCAUUUUGUUGAGUACUUUUUAAGGAGUUCUGUCUCAAUCUUCUUGGUCACUGGGCUUAACCAAUCAGUCCCAAAAUGUUUACCCAACUUUUUUAUAUCAAAGAUGACUUUUUUGAUUGAGUGUAGUGUAUGUGUGAUCAUUUGUAAUACGCUAGGAUCAGUGUAUUCUGGGAGACCAAGGCCUGCGUUUUCUGAUCAGUGUACUGUUUUUGCUUAAACUCAAAUCUAAACAUAAUCAGUGCCUCCAUUACCAUGGCUGUGUACACACCAUUGCUUCUUAUAACACAGGGAUUAAGCCUUUAAACAAAUUUGCAGUACUAAGUUUGUAUGUAAAUUUCCACUAAGUGAAGGAACAAAGAAGGAAAGUCAAACAAAUAUCUGUGUGGUCAUGUAAAGAUUAUUCUAUGCACGUGCCAUAGACAUUUUGGAGGGGGCCUUAAGUUCAAAGAAGUUUAAAGGAGAGCUUUAACAUCAUUGCCUUGUAGCUCCUCACAGUCCACCUAAAUUUAGCAAAUUGAUGCCUUGGGAUUGUUAAAUCUGUUUUGGUCAAAUAUGGCAUCUGACUGUAAAUGCAGUAGAUCUUAUCUGUGCUUUGGUUCUUAAUCGAUGAGGCGAUGCCUAGUUUGUUCAAUCUUGUCCAGCAGUGUGAACAUAAAAAUGUAACUUUCUUUUAACUGACUUACUAAACUAGUCAGGAAUGAUGACAUGUUGUUGCCUUAAAAACCACUUCCCACAGUAUUUGUCUGUUUUUUCUCACAUAAUGUCCUGAUUACCUUCAGGCUUUUUGUAUCAUACUAUAUGUCAUGUUUUAAAAGUUUCAAGUAAACGUGGCACGUUGACCAUCUUACUGUU